This is a messenger RNA of Trichoplusia ni (cabbage looper), 3728 nucleotides long. Its product is annotated as RNA polymerase II-associated protein 1. Gene Ontology annotation, biological process: transcription by RNA polymerase II. The record is from RefSeq and is a predicted model, not a curated record. The transcript has a single exon. The coding region runs from base 119 to 3706 and encodes 1195 amino acids. Gene Ontology annotation, cellular component: nucleus. NCBI's taxonomy places the organism in Eukaryota, Metazoa, Arthropoda, Insecta, Lepidoptera, Noctuidae.
UAAGAACAGUAUGACGUCACAGCUGAAACUGUCAAAAGUUCAAAACAAUAUUUCGUAACCUCGAAGGCUCAAAGUUGUAAAUGAAUCUUGUUUAAUUGUUUUGAAUAGUCAAGAAAUCAUGUUUAAACGCCCGAAACCUGGUGAAGAUGAAGACGAUAUCCUCCGUAUGCAAGAGGAGUUUCUUAACGAAAAACGUAAGCAAACUAUUCAGCCUGCUGCUGCAGUAACUAACUUACGUCCAGAAAGAAAUAAAAGACCAAUUAAUAGCGAAGGUGGGCGAAAACCCUCAAAAUAUGCUCAAACUAAGGGUCUGAAAGGGCAGGCGGAGAAAAGGACGCGGCUAGAGGACCCAAGUACUAGUUCUGUAAUGGGAGACAUCUUGGAGAAAAACACUGACACACCAGAAGUAUUAGAUGCAGAAGAUGACAAUGUAUAUUAUCCUAAAGUCCUCCCGUCCUUAUUAGGUGAAAUUGUAGAGAGAAAUGUGACUGAUUUUGUUGAUUAUGACACAAAAGUUAUGCCCUCACAAGGGUUCCCUGUAGUCAGUAAGAGAGGAAGUAUAUUUUCUAAGAAAACUCAAAUUAAGAAAAAUGAACAUACUACAAUGGACAUAGAUGAACCGUCAAGUAGUAUGGAUAAAGUAUCUAAUAUUAAUCUCCCACCAAAAAGUUUCAUUGUAGAAUCAAAUGAUGCUGAAAAUAUUCAUGGAGAAAAUGUUAAAAAGCUUAAAGAAAUGUCAGAGAAAGAUAUAUUAGAAGAACAGAAAAAACUGCUUUCCAGUUUAGAUCCCAAACUGGUUGAGUUUUUAAAAACAAAACGGCAACAAGGUUCCUCUGCUAAAAUAACAAAAGUAGAAGAAGGUGCUACUGAAGCAAUUGACAAUAAAAUGGAAAUUAUAGAAACACCUGGUGUAUCAACAAAUGAUGAUUUAUGGGAUAAUGAUGUCUUAUCCCACCCCAAAGUAAACAACUGGCUACAUUUCGAUACAUUAGAAAAAGACAAGUUAGAAUGGAUGAAAGGCAUUGAAGAGAGCAAGAAAAUCAAAAUGGAUGAACCUUAUGAAGCUAGGUUUGACUUCACUGGAUAUUUACUCCCAUACUCUAUAGAUUAUAAUGAGAAAACAAAGCCAUUAUUUCACCAUGGAGAUGAACCACACAGACCAGGAUACUCCAUCACAGAGCUGAUAGAACUAAGUAGGUCAACCAUCACACAACAGAGAGUAAUGGCCCUCAACACUAUAGCAGGCAUUCUAGAGUACCACAGUGCAGGCACAUACAAGAACAUAAUUGAAAUACCAAUAAGCAAACUCUUUUUUAUAAUAAGGAUAGCGAUGGAUGACAAUAAAGUUAUUGUUUUAGAACCAGCAUUGAAGGCAAUGCGCAAUCUGCUGUAUAACAGGAUUGAUGAAGCAAGUCUGGAUGCCUUGAUUGGGUUUGAAGAGGGUACUUUACAACCUUGUCUAGAAAAUGACAAAUCUGAAAUAGAAGAACUACAGUCCCGAGAAUCCGAAUUCACAGAUUACCACUUAGCUGAAAUUGAUAUCAUGACAGCUUUACAAAGGACAGAGAUUUUACAGAGACUGUAUUACAUAUUGGAAACAAUCAGGCCUAGCUUUAACUCUGUUCAAUAUUCCUUGCAAAUCUUGUCAAGGUUAGCAAGAGAUUCUGUAGAUGUAGCCCUUAGGAUAGCAGAAAUGGAUCACUUAAUGUACACAAUUAUGAAACACUUCAUUCCAGUCACCAGUACUAACUUUGUGUUUGACCCAAGCAUUGUGUAUAAUGGAAAACCUAUUUUAGCGGCAUUGAAGCUUCUCAGAAUCCUAUCACUACAAUCUAUAGAGGUAACUAGAAUUUUACUCACUAAAUAUGAGAUUUUGAAACCUAUAUCGGAGUACAUAAGCUCUGGGGUCGACAGAACAUAUGGUUUGAAGAUACAAACAGAGGCUUUUUGUACUCUAUCAAAUAUACUCUGCUUUGGACUAGGCACUGAAGUGGCAAUCGCUUUAUCUCCUGUGAUAGUGACUGCACUACACAAGCAUGUAAAAGGCACAGAUAUAUUUGUUGAAUCGUCCAUUUUAUCAGCUACGCAUGCAGCAGUGGUAUUACAACUCGUAAAUCGCCUCCUACGAUGUAUUUUGAAUGGCAUGGAUAGUUACAAGUCGCAAAUUUAUCCCUUGCUCAAGGAGGGUGUACAAAAAUGGAUGACACAGUUAUCAGUUGCUGACAGUUAUACCUGCGGACAUUUACGUCUUCUCUGUUCAGCUAUAGAUUGCUGUAAGACUGUCACGUUAAUAGAAAAUCUGCCUAUGAAGUUCCUAAACGACUCUUUACGGAAUCUGUCGCAAUCUCACGGAUUCGAUGUGAUUAUAAAAAAUCUUAUACCCAGUUCCAAUUUACUAUCCGGUUUGGAAAACAAGGAUCUGAACUUGACUAAGAAUCUGAUGAGUCUUGGCGGGUCCGUCAUCGAUUCGAGGCAGAAAGUACUACCAGUACUGACGGUCGGGUCGCCAAUACCCUUCCUUGCUUCUUUGUUCAAUCUGCUAACUUACGUGAAUGAUAAAGAAACUUCUGAAACAUUUUUGAGGCAUCUCUCUACGUAUUUGAGUAAACUAAGCAAUAAAGUGCCAAGUCUCUGUGAUAACUGGUUUACGAGGAUGGAAAUAACUUUCGUCUUCAGCGUUAUAAAAUUGUCGACACAAUACGAUAUUUCGGAAGGUAGCAAAGAUUUGUUAUACACUGUAGCAAACAAACUGUGUUACAUAUUGAGAAACGACAAGAAAUAUGAACUGGAUUUCCUUUUCAGUUAUGUCGUGUUUAACAAGCAUUGGUUCACGGCCGAGAGAUUAUUAAACCUCGUCAAUUUAACAGACGCUGAUGGUUUUUCAAAAGCGUUAACCUCAAUUGAGGACAUCAAACUAUGCUACAGUAAAGUGGUAAACAUGAAUUACAGAGACACAGGGCCGAAUAUUCGGUUCAGGAGUUGGCUGGAACCGAUUUUGCCUCGAGACUGGAUUUACUUCCCUAUUUUGACUUUGUAUAGCAAGAGUCAAGAGGCCGAUAACACUCCCAAAGUUGUAGGCGAGCACGCUAAGAGGGUAGCAGAGAGAGUGGCCGCUGACAAGGAAUUCAUAAUUAGAUGCAGCUUAGAAUGGAUCUUAUUCAACGAACUAUGCUUUCCGGAUCUCCUGAACGACAUUGACGUCACCGACAGAUUCUGCCGCAUCAUGUGUGUAUUCCUCUGUGACAACUCACUAUUCUUGGACGCGAAAAUCAAAAUAUUGUUACGAAAAUGCACUGAGGUCUUGUUCAAAAAGAAAUCGAAGCUGGACUUUGAUAAACCACUAAUUGGACUGAUUAAUUUUCAAGACUUUUACACACAGCUUCUAGAACAAUUCCAGUCAGUCAGUUAUGGCGACCCUACGUUUGCGUCGUGUAUAUUGGUACCAUUAGCUCAGAAACACAAUGUGAAAUGGCGAAAACUUUUAUGGUCGGAAUAUGCAGGGUGCCUGAGGGCGCUGGAUUGUCCUGAAGAAGUACUGUGCUACGAUAUCAAGGAUUAUUUGUACCCAGAAGAAACCGACGAGUCUUUGAUCCAAUCAUAUUUUCUCGCUCUGUCGACAAACUUACUGAGACCUGGAACGAUAGCCCAUAGAAUAGCAUCCCAUCACGCAGCGAGUUAUAGCAAACGAAAUGUACCCCAAGAAUAAUUUAAUAAAUGACGUUGUUAAA